This is a messenger RNA of Thamnophis elegans (Western terrestrial garter snake), 1031 nucleotides long. It is a transcript of the gene LYPLAL1, whose product is annotated as lysophospholipase like 1. The transcript is spliced from 5 exons. Gene Ontology annotation, molecular function: palmitoyl-(protein) hydrolase activity; carboxylic ester hydrolase activity. Bases 70 to 771 code for a protein of 233 amino acids. Gene Ontology annotation, cellular component: cytoplasm. The record is from RefSeq and is a predicted model, not a curated record. Gene Ontology annotation, biological process: protein depalmitoylation. Lineage: Eukaryota; Metazoa; Chordata; Lepidosauria; Squamata; Natricidae.
GCGGCGGCCUGUUUGCUUCCCCACCCCCACCCCCACCCCUCCUUCGGCCGGGGGAAGGAAAUAGGCGCUAUGGCUGUUCAGGCGGCGUUGCAGAAGAGACUGGUAGUGGUGAGCCCGGCGGGGAGACACACGGCUUCUGUGAUCUUUCUCCAUGGCUCAGGUGAUACCGGUCAAGGGAUAAGAGACUGGAUCAAGCAGGUUUUGAAGCAAGAUUUGUCUUUCCAACAUAUAAAAGUCAUUUAUCCAACAGCUCCUGCCAGACCAUAUACACCAAUGAGGGGAUCUUUGUCCAAUGUGUGGUUUGACAGAUACAAGAUCUCUAAUGAUUGCCCAGAACAUACUGAAACCAUUGAUGUGAUGUGUCAAGCACUUAACAGUUUGAUUGAUGAUGAAGUUAAAAAUGGCAUCAGGAAAAACAGAAUACUGUUGGGUGGUUUUUCAAUGGGUGGAUGCAUGGCUUUACAGUUGGCUUACAGAUAUCACCAAGAGGUGGCCGGAGUAUUCGCUCUUUCAAGUUUUCUCAAUAAGAAUUCAGCUGUUUACCAGGCACUGGAGAAGAAUGAAAGAGAACUCCCAGAGUUGUUUCAGUGUCAUGGAACUGCUGAUGAACUGGUUCUGUAUUCUUGGGGAGAAGAAACCAACAAAACAUUAAAAGCUCUGGGAGCAAGAACUACAUUUCUGAGUCUACCAAACCUUUAUCAUGAACUAAGCAAAAGUGAGCUAGAAAAACUGCAAUCUUGGAUUUUGAAAAAAUUGCCAGAAGAGCUUUGAUUAAAGAACAAUAAUGGAAAAUACCAUCGUAAAAUAGCAUUAUUUUAUAUAUAUAUGAAAGUGGCAAUGUCUGCAAAAAUUCAUAAAAUAGGCAUUGAUAAUUUUAUUCAGUGUAUUUCAGUUCUUCUUUUUUUAUUUCUGUAUCUCAAGUGAUAUCAAAUAGUCCUUCUCAUAUUGAAAAAGUUAUAUACAUACCAAGACUUGUCUAUAUAGUUCAGUCACUUGAGGUGGAUUAACACUAUGAUUUUAUUUCAAUGAAA